Molecule: messenger RNA, 1134 nt
Organism: Oreochromis niloticus (Nile tilapia)
Lineage: Eukaryota; Metazoa; Chordata; Actinopteri; Cichliformes; Cichlidae
Product: regulator of cell cycle RGCC
Exons: 5
Coding region: 148-486 (112 amino acids)
Biological process (GO): regulation of cell cycle
Source: RefSeq, a predicted model, not a curated record
AUGAUUGGCUGGGCAGGCCCUCUCGCAGCGCGGGCGUGGAAGGCUUUAGAAUAAAAGUACAGUUGUGCUUUUAGUGACUGUCAGCAUCAAACCGCUUUGAACCCAGACACACAGCAGCUUCGUGGCGCUUUUCUUUCACGUCCCGCUAUGUCCUCAGACAGUACCAUGGACUUGGACUUGGAGCUUGGUGAGUUGCUCCAGGAGUUCCAGGAUGUGGUGGAGGAGCUGAAGGCCCCUUCUCAAAGCAGACCGCAUGCUUACCAGAAAGCACUGCACGAGGCCAAAACUCUCACAGGGCUGAGUGAAGACAGUGGAGUCGAGGACUCAGAUUACAGCAGUGAACCAUCUAUGGGGAACAGUUUGAAUGCCAGUGAGGAGGAGCUCCACACAGCAGGAAUAACGCUGGCAUCAAAAGCCAAGCUGGGAGACACAAGCGAUCUUGAGAGUUUUAUCGACAUGUUGGACCGGGAACUUGCUGAGAUGUGAACGGAGAGCAAAAGUGAGCCACGUACAAUAAUGGAGGGGGGGAUAGGGAAUAGGCUGGGGGCGACACGACUGGCUACUGCUGAGCAGAAAGAGAGAUAUACACCAGAGCAGAUCUGAUGGAGCAAAUGGUCCCCUCGCCGCUCCGGGGGAAAAGGUUAACAUCCGAAAUUAAAAGGGCAGUCCAUUCCGAAAAUGCAAGAACUCCCACAGACCCCCGGCGAUGCUGCGUCCAGCCAGCAAAGACAACGUCCCCCUGCAGCAUCAGAUCCAGGAUGUGUGACAUAUUCCUGAAAUGAGACAAAGCUUCCAUCUGUUUGGGCAUAUGACAAAAAAGAAAGAAAAAACACAACAAAAACACUGCCUAGAGUAUAGAAAGCAUGUUUAUCCCACAUAAAAAAAAAAAAAAUCCCAUAAGUGCAAUGCCCAGAAAGGGCUCUAAAUCCUCACGGCUGUGUAGUUUUGAAGAAAGCUGAGCUUUGUCUGGAUCAAAAUCUUAGAUGGCACAAAAGUUUUAGGCUAAUUUCAAACUAAUUUUAAGUAGAAGGGCAUUUCUGGUGUACAGGUCUUUAUGAUAUUUGUUUUUUUUUUAAUAAUAUAUAAUGUAUAUACAGAUGAAUGCAUGUAAAAUAAAAAGAGAUUUGUAAUGAA